Molecule: messenger RNA, 1185 nt
Organism: Rubroshorea leprosula
Lineage: Eukaryota; Viridiplantae; Streptophyta; Magnoliopsida; Malvales; Dipterocarpaceae
Source: the annotation of a GenBank genome assembly
CGGGGGAAACAAAGGAAGAAAGAGAUGCUCAAAUCAUAGAAAGAGUAGCAAGGAAGAAAGGGAUGAUGAUUGGAGUAGAAAAGGGGUUUGGAUCAGCGAUCCAUUGUAGUGAUUGCUGGAAAUUUGCAAGGAUCUUCCUAUGGUUCGUCUCAUUUGGAACUGUUACAAAAACCCAGAUACUCAAAUCGAAGCUGAAGCUUGAAGCUAUGGUUUUGGAUUUUGCAGAGAGAAAGGAACGAAAUUUUACGCGGGGUUUUUCGGAUAUCUUCCAGAGCACAACGGCGCCGUUUAACAUAAACUAAAUAAAUAAAAAUGAUAAUUAAAAAAAUAUAUAUCCUCAAAAACAAUCUGCUCGGACCGUGUUUUGCAGAACCCACCUGAAAGGCUGAAAUUAUCCCUUCCAAAUCCUCUCUAGUUCUGAAGGGAGAGUUUUAAAGAGAGAAAGGGAUCAACUUUCAGCUUCUCUCUUGAACUGUCUCUCUGUCCUUCUCCUUGGAUGAGUUUAGGGUUCUCAGUUUCAGUUCCAAGAUGGUCAGUUCUCGUUUUCAUUUUCCUUUUCUUUAUCAGUAAUGAUCAAUCUGUUGCUUCUUUUUUUUUUUUUUUUACUAGUUUGUUUAAUUGAGAUUGUGCUGGCUUUGUGAAUUUUAGCUAUAUCCUUGCUAUUAUUUUGUUAAAAUUCCUGUUUUCAGUGGGUUGUGGUGGUAGAUUUGUAUGCUUUUAUGAUCUUCUGCUAGAACCUUCAUUUGGGUGGUGAGCAAAGCUCCGGGCAACUUUGGGGAAAUCUUUGUAUUCCAGCUUUUGUUUCAUUUAUGACAUUUCUUUUCUGGACUUCUCUGCUUGUAGAUUAUAGUUAUGAUACCGUGUAUGUGUCAUCAUUUGUUUUAAUUUUUGUGGGACAAUGAAAAACACUAAAGACGGUGAGGACUAUUCCUACUUUCUAGUAAAUUAUAGUUUGGCUAUUAUACCUGUGCAUGCCUGUCUGUGUGUAUAGUAUAUGUCAGUACACUUUUAUGUCAUUUGGCUUAAAACACGUAAGAGAUACUCAUCCAAUAAGCAAGUUAUAGCAGAGGAAUGGGUGGAAAGUAGCUUCAACAAGUGAAAGAUGAUCACUCUGGUAUUCUUUCUCUAUCUUUUAUGAGUCUAUUAAGUAUUAUGGCAUUGCAUUUCUAGCAUGUAGUAUUUUAA